AUGAUUACAAAAGUCAAUGUCGAUCACAUUUCUGAUGGUACAACAGCAACUAGUUCUACAGCCAUUAAUUCUUUACACUCGGAUCCAAACAAAAAUUUCUGUGAUAAAAUGAGUUUGUCUGAGUCAAUUCAAUCGAAUCCAAACGAAGAGAUAUCUAACAUUAAAAAGCAAUUGACACUGGAUUUAACUCAUAACUUGAAUUCUCCAGAAAAUGAAGAUUUAUCGUGUAAGUCUCCAACGUCUCCGAAAUCAGCUCGUGUAUUAUCUCAUCAAUCAUCAUUAACAUCUCAAGUUGAAGUUGUAGAUGAUAGAAAAGCUCUACGCGAUGCUUUAUACCAAGGUAUUUUUCAUCGACAUCGUAGAACGAUAUUUGCUAUAGGAAGCUUUUUAAGAAUGCUUAAGUCACGAAAUUCGCAAUACAAUUCUAUAAGAAGCUCAAGUGAAGAUGAAAAUACACGAUAA
Molecule: messenger RNA, 462 nt
Organism: Chironomus riparius
Lineage: Eukaryota; Metazoa; Arthropoda; Insecta; Diptera; Chironomidae
Source: the annotation of a GenBank genome assembly